This is a messenger RNA of Melitaea cinxia (Glanville fritillary), 559 nucleotides long. It is a transcript of the gene MS, whose product is annotated as myosuppressin-like. Bases 1 to 291 code for a protein of 96 amino acids. The transcript is spliced from 3 exons. The record is from RefSeq and is a predicted model, not a curated record. NCBI's taxonomy places the organism in Eukaryota, Metazoa, Arthropoda, Insecta, Lepidoptera, Nymphalidae.
AUGGAAAGCGUAGAGACGUGUCGCGUGGCGGUGUGGUGCGUGGUCGUGGCGUGGUGCUUGUUGGGCGCGAGCGCGGCGCCGGCGCAGCUGUGCAGCGCGGGCGCCGAGGACGACCCCCGCGCCGCGAGGUUCUGUCAGGCGCUCAACACCUUCCUCGAACUAUACGCUGAGGCGGCCGGCGAGCAAGUACCCGAAUACCAAGCACUAGUACGCGACUACCCCCAGCUCCUCGACACAGGCAUGAAGCGCCAAGACGUCGUUCACUCCUUCCUCCGCUUCGGUCGCCGCUGACCGCCCGCGCCAAUUACCAACUAACCUUCUAACCCCUAACGUACACUUUAUUCGACUAUGUCCAAAACAUUGUAAGUUCCUUAUAUGUUAGCACAAUUAUCCAGACACUACGAAAUGUUAUGUAUCUAGGCUAUGAUGUACUUAUUGAUGAAAGUAUUAAUAGUUUAAGUAAUGUAAUUCGUUGUCAACAUUUUUCGCAUUUCGUUUGUUAAACAUAGCAAAAAUAUUUAAUAUUGUAAUAUUUUAAAUAAAUACAUAUUUGUGACAA